Molecule: messenger RNA, 2465 nt
Organism: Brienomyrus brachyistius
Lineage: Eukaryota; Metazoa; Chordata; Actinopteri; Osteoglossiformes; Mormyridae
Gene: cd83
Product: CD83 molecule
Exons: 4
Coding region: 42-653 (203 amino acids)
Source: RefSeq, a predicted model, not a curated record
GCGGCUAUGACUAAGAGGCGGCAGUCCUGACUUUGUGCACCAUGCUGUCAGCUAUCCUACUGCUCGCCCUUGCUUCCUUCCCCGGCCAUGCGGACUGCAGCACGCCGGCGGCCGACUCCACGUGUGGCGGGACAGCGGUCCUAAAGUGCGGGGCUCCGACGGAGCCUGGCGUCCAGUACAGACACCUGAAAUGGUACAAGAUCACGGACGGUCCGCAGUCAUCGCGUAUUGGUCUCCUUCGCAAGAACCUACGGGACAACUCGACCAAAGCCUACGGCGAGCUGGAGCGGCCCGUGUUUUUCCGCGAAGAUUCCUCGGACCUCGUCAUUUUUAACACAACCGCGGAAGACAGCGGGAAUUACUGCUGCGCCUUAAGCGCCCCUGUUGGGCAUAAGAACCAGGAGGCCUUAAUCCGCCUCGAGGUAUCCGACUGCCCCGAAGAACAGGCAGGGACUGGGGAACUGUGGUUAGAGAUUAUCCUCUUCCUGGCGGUUGCUCUGUCAUUGGUGAUAUGUUUUAUCUGCUGGGUGUGUCUGAGGAACCUGUCAGUUCUGCGUGAAAGUCGGAAGCAGGGUCCCAGUGAGAAGAAAAACCUGAAGCUGAUAUACUCCCCCAGAUCGAAAGGACCCUCCUACCACCAUGUGUGCGUCUGAUUCCUUCAGAGCCAGUCUUGGGUCUCCACAAUGAACGUCCUUAGGGCCCGGUCAGGCUGGACCAAUGAAGAGGACCCGCGCAGGCGCCCUACAGGAUCCUGGGUCUCGCUUGGAUCAGUCGCAUCAUGAUCUAACUGACAGUGAGCUACAUGGUGCUAGCAAACAGUGCUACAGAACGGAAAAUGCAGCAGCACCGCAUGAAACUCGAAGCUCAUCAUAACAUCGGCAGAUGUUUAAGCACGUGCUGAAACACUACGAAAUGGAGCAGCUUGACUCUGAUAGUGACUCAUGAAGAUCUUUUGUAUCACUGUUGAAUAUUAGUUCUCAAUUUUUGGAUUUGUUUACUGUUUGUCACUUAUUCCUUUUUAAAUCUUCGUUUCUUUACUGUGACGAUCCCGACAUGGUCGGUUUUCAAAGGGGAAAAGCUGGACCUUAUAAGUAAACCAGAUUACUUACAACAACUAGCUGUGUGAGGAGUUCCGAGGCAGUCAUCCACAAAGGAAUCACUAAACUCACCACUUCAAAAUGAAACCUGCAGUCCAAAUGUGUGACAUCAUCUUCAGACAAUGGGAUAAACCACUGUGUUACUGGUACUGAUUAAUUCUCGAUAGAACCAUCAACCAUGGUCCACUCAUCCGUCAAAUGACUGGUAUAUGUCAUUUGAAUCUAUAUGCUUUAGUCACAGUUAAAUCCACAGCCAUCCAGUAAGGUGCCCUUUGAUACAGGAUGUGUACAAACCAAUGAUAAUGCAUCAUAAUUUGGAAACCAGAUAUAUGACUUAAAAGGUACAGCAUGGAAAGGAUGGAUGCAAUGAGGAUAUGAGCACGGAAUGUGAGACACAGCUGAUCGCAUGGCAGAAGGCUCCAUCUCUUUCUGUACGGGGCACUGCAUUGCUAUUUCUAGAACGUUCUAUGCUUCAUUGCACCAUCAGAAUCUGUCUGUUCUUGCACCCACCUUCCAACUGUCUGUUCUGGGUCAAGAGGGUCCUGGAGUGUCUCAGAGAAAGCACAGGGAACAAGCCGGCGGUACCAGAGGAGAACGUGACUCAUCCCCAACAGAGGAGAGGCAGGAGUCCAGUGCCUAAGCCUGCGUGUGCGAGACAGUGCUUUCUGCAUGUGCUGUCUGCAUGUGCUGUCUGCAUGUGCUGUCUGCCCUCGGUAUCAGCAGGGCAUUGGUGCCAGGAUCCCCAACAGAUACCAAAAUCCACAGCUUCUCAAGUCUCUUGUAUGAGAUGCAAUAGUAUUACCUACACACAUCCUCCUGUAUACUCUGUAAUAAUCUCUAGAGUACUUAAGUACUUAAUACAAUGUAAGUGCUAUGUAAAUAUCAGUACCACUUUACAAUAAGGCUCCCUUUUGCUACUUAGAAAUGAUAGUAACUCAUUAAUAAUAAAAAAACUGUUAUAACUUGUUUAAAAUUGUCUAUUAAUAAUUUACGAAGUGUUACAACGUAAUAAAUAACCAGCCUUAUUGUAAAGUGUCACCUAAAUAUUUGUUAUAAUGUAUUCAGUUUUAUACAUUCAAUACAGAGAGUCUACAGGAGUUUAUGUCCCACACAUUUCAUUCACAUGGAUUCCAUGUAGGACCUGGCUUUUCAGUCCAUUUUUUCUUAAUAUUUUGGACUCACAGCUGCUUGAGUCCUUGGAUGUGGACACUGAGGGCUGACUGUAUUUCUAACGCAUAGCAUGUAACCACACACCUUAAAUAUAAUCAAAGCCUGUUCAGUAUUCUUAUCAAUAUCAGUUGAUGUCCCUUCACAAUAACACUGUAUUUCAGUCUGAAUAAAUGCAUCUGUAGAGUGAGUAAAAUGUGA